AUGCCUACCCAACGUCAAAAUCCUACCCGCAGUAGCCCCAAGAAGAAGAGAUCAAAGCGCAAAGCUACGGACUCUGAUGGGCAAGAGAUUUCAACAAAGAAAUCACGGGCUGGGGCCGAGUCACUCUCCAUGUCGCAGCAGCCGACUCUAGAUGAAGAUAGCUCCUUGCUCCCUCGGCGUUCUGGACGUUCAGGUGCAGGAACGGGAGGUAGGGCUGAUCAACUCGAGAGAAUUGGUGCCCUCUUGGGUGCCCCAGCACGGACCAACCAACCCAAGGGCUCCACCUCCCUCGACUCGAAUGUUCCAGUCAACCCUCUCGCUCCAGAACCACUUCGUAAGGGCCGUGGAAGUCGUGCGAAGAAACCCCCUCCGCCGUAUAGUGCCUCCGAUACGGUGGAUCCUCCUGCUGCGACUCCUACUAAACCUCGGGGGAAGAAAGCCAAGGUGACAAAGAAUGCUCUUAUCCCUCCCUCGAGCUUGGAGACAGCAGAUGACCGACCCAGUUUCCAUCAAUGCGAAGCUGGCACAAGGUUUGGAUUUUCUCAAUCCAUUGUACCCCCUGGCACAGAACCUGACUUGCAAGUGCUCAACAACCCGUAUGUGGCCGCAGCCAGGGCAAAUGUCGCCACGACAUGUCUUCCUGCCCCCAUCACCCCCGCAAACCAAAUUUCUGUGCCUCCACUACCUUCAAGGACUGCGAUCAAAUACCUUCCUGCUGCCAUCACCAUAUCUGCAAAGCAAGAUUUCGCGCCACCGGUACCUUCAAGGUCCACAUCAGCUGCGCGUCCAUCUGACACUCUUUUCUAUCAAAACUUGGACCCAGCCCUUCACUCAGUUGGCGAUGGACAUUUAGGACAGUCUGAUGGAUCAGAUGCAUCCAGUGAGGGCAGUGAUAGCGGUACUACUGAUGACGAAGAGGAAGUUGAUGAGGAAGUUGGUUGGGGAGCAUCGCAGGGGUACCAUACCGCGCAUCCUGGUUUCUCGAAGGAAGUGCCACCGCCUCGACCCGAGGUCACCACUGCUCUUCCGACGGACUUCGAGUUCCAAUAUUCCCGCGACGAAGAAGAUCAUACAGCAGAGAGAUCUUUGGCAGUGGAAAGCGGCCCCAGCGAUGAUGACACAAUCCAGCCGGCGGCCACUGAACCCAAGCCAGAUGAUGUCUUAGUCAAUCACCACAAGAAAAACGGACGUCCCCACAUUGAAGCGAAGUCCACCGAAUCAAAAAUCCCAGCUACCACGGUCAAAUCUUCAAGAUCCAAGGAAUCACCUGAAGGACCCAAGCCCACUCAACUUGGCUGGUACCCGCCACGCUGGAAGACCUUCCUUGAGGAUGCCAAAGGGGACUGCCGUGCCCAGCAUGCAAUCGAGAACGCGUUCCCGACCUUGGCUGAUGAUCUGCCCAUUUCCGUCACCGAGGCUCUCACAUCAUCUCUCGUAGAAUGGCUUGAAGGCGGUAAGCAGGUUGAAGCAGGUCUGUGGCCCGAUCACAAGCCCGACAUGGCAAAACUGCUAUUCGAAGACUUGUCAACAUGGCGUUCCGACCUGAAAAAACUAGCAGUCGCCAUAGCGCCCAGCAUGUAUAACCUCAUCCCCCCACCCGAAGUCGCUGCGCCAGAUCGUGCCGCAUGGGUACAGAACGCCGCUACGGUGCUUUUGGAGGACUCGCUCUUUCUUCGCAAUGGUAUGGAUGACCUGGGAAAAACUAACAAUGCUGCUCACCCUGCCCUCCGAGAGGCCGCCAUCAGCUUCCUAUACACCGGAUCUUAUCGUGUCGCUCACAGGAGGCCGGAGAUUUUCAAGAAGGCGAUACCAUUGAAUAGCCUGGCUUUGAUUUGCACCGCGUAUCAUUGCGUCCUGGAUGGCCUUUCCAAGAACGGCAAUGGCAAACUCUUCCCGAAAUUCUCCGCCAAAGAAUAUGGCUCUAUUUACAACUCAAUAAUUGUUCUACUCGACGAGGUCAACAGAGACCCAUACCACGGACCCAAAUUGAGGCGGCAACUUCGCCACUGGGCUGCAGAAGGAUGGGCGGAGUCUUGCAAGCUCGACAGGAGGGACACGACAAAGCAUAAUCAUCUGCGAGUCGUUCUGGAUUAG
Molecule: messenger RNA, 2094 nt
Organism: Suillus clintonianus
Lineage: Eukaryota; Fungi; Basidiomycota; Agaricomycetes; Boletales; Suillaceae
Exons: 9
Coding region: 1-2094 (697 amino acids)
Source: RefSeq, a predicted model, not a curated record